This is a messenger RNA of Cetraspora pellucida, 254 nucleotides long. The record is from the annotation of a GenBank genome assembly. Lineage: Eukaryota; Fungi; Glomeromycota; Glomeromycetes; Diversisporales; Gigasporaceae.
AUGGUUGGUUUACUGGAUUUAAAAAACAGCAUAGGCUUCAUCAGUUUAAACAAGAGGGUGAAUCUGCAAGUAUGCCUUCUUCAGAGGAAAUAAAAAGAGACUGGCUUGAAGAAUCUAUUGAAGAAAAAAUCACUUAUACAGAGGCAGAAAAUUAUGUAAAUAAAAUGUUAAAGUUUUUAUAUGAACAAGAUCCAAAGUUUGGCAAAGUUAAAGAAGAAGUUAGAAUUUUAAGAAAGCUUUACAAGCGGGUUUGA